Molecule: messenger RNA, 1935 nt
Organism: Cladophialophora yegresii CBS 114405
Lineage: Eukaryota; Fungi; Ascomycota; Eurotiomycetes; Chaetothyriales; Herpotrichiellaceae
Product: tRNA pseudouridine38-40 synthase
Exons: 3
Coding region: 1-1935 (644 amino acids)
Biological process (GO): mRNA pseudouridine synthesis; tRNA pseudouridine synthesis
Cellular component (GO): nucleus
Molecular function (GO): RNA binding; pseudouridine synthase activity
Source: RefSeq, a predicted model, not a curated record
AUGGAGACUGCCGUUCCGCAAGCCACCGCGCCAGGUGCGUCCACGGCCACUCCGGCCUCUAAUGGGGACGCGGCACCAAAUCCCCCGACCAACCGUGAAGGAGACAGCGAGACCAGCCAACUUCGUGACCAAGGACGACAUCGUCCAUAUGCAGGACGUGCGGGUCAGAAUGAUGUUGCGCGGGGAGGAGGCCGAGGUGGUCGAGGAGGUCGUCCGGGCAAGAAGAGAGAUAUGGGGCGGAAGGAAUGGGCUAAGAAUAAAGUAGACAAGCGGCAACGGAACGAGGAUGAACAGGCCGCGAAGCGCCAACGGCUCGACAGAGGCGAAUCCGAACUACCCAUCUAUGCCACCAAAUUCAGCGACGACGUGCUCGCCGCGGAGGAAAGACGGCCGAAGAAGAAGGUCGCCGUACUGAUCGGCUAUGCUGGCACAGGCUAUAAAGGAAUGCAGCUGACACACGAUCAGAAGACCAUAGAAGGCGACCUCUUCCAAGCCUUCGUCGCUGCAGGAGCCAUUUCCAAGGCCAACGCCGACGACCCCAAGAAAUCGUCCUUUGUCAGAUGUGCGCGGACGGACAAGGGAGUCCAUGCCGCCGGCAACGUCAUCUCUCUCAAGCUGAUCGUCGAAGACGAAGAUGUGGUGCAGAAGAUCAAUACGAACCUGGCUCCGCAGAUACGAGUAUGGGGGUUUGAACGGACGAAUAACGCCUUCAGUGCCUACCAGCUGGUGGACUCGAGGAUAUACGAGUAUCUGAUCCCCACGCACAGUUUCCUACCACCGCAUCCGACCAGUUUCCUAGGCCGAAAUUGCGACGAGUGGGCCGAGAAGAAGGGAGAUCAAGAAGAAUACAGGAAGAGACAAGAGGAGGUCUCAGGGUAUUGGGAGAAGGUAGACGAAGAGAUGAUCAAGCCCAUACUUGCAGAGUAUGACCCGGAAAUCCGAGAUAUACUAGAGAAGGCUUUGUGGAUGAAAGGAAUGGAACUUGGGGAAGAGGCAGCUGCCGCCUACCCUUCUGCUGCUGAAAUGGUGAAGAAGGAGCUUGACCCCGAGCUGGCAAAGAAUACAUCGGCGGAUAUUAUCAUGCAGGCCGACGAACCAACGAAACCAUCAUCCGACACCUCCGACAAACCCAGGACCUCGCGCCGCCAAAUCCUCGACGAAGCCGUAAAACGCCUCCGACAAGCCUACAUCACCGCCAAACGCGCCUAUCGAAUCCCUCCCGAGCGGCUCGACCGCAUUCAAAACACACUGGACCUCUUUGUCGGCACCCGGAAUUACCACAAUUACACGGUCCAAAAGACGUAUAAAGACCCGAGCGCCAAGCGCGUGAUCAAAUCCUUCAUCGUCAACGAGACGCCGAUUCUCAUCAAUGGCACGGAGUGGUUGAGCAUGAAAGUCCACGGUCAAAGCUUCAUGAUGCACCAGAUCCGCAAGAUGGUCGGCAUGGUAGCGCUCGUGGUGCGAUGUGGAUGCGAUCCGAACCGACUGCGGGAGAGUAUGGGUCCCGCUCGCCUCUCCAUCCCCAAGGCCCCCAGUCUGGGUCUCCUUCUCGAGAGACCGGUCUUUGACUCGUACAACAAGCGCGCCAAGGACAGUCUGGGCAAAGAGCCAAUCGAUUUCGACAGGUACAAAACCGAGAUGGACCGGUUCAAGCAAGAACAGAUCUACGAGCGGAUGUAUCGUGACGAGGAAAAGGAGAACGUCUUUGGGAAUUUCUUCAACCAUGUGGAUAACUUUCCUAGCGAGACCUUCUUGUUUGUUACUAGUGGUGGGGUCGAGGCCACGACGAUGAAGCCGCUGGUUGGAGGGGUCGAGAAGGGUCAAGAUGAGAAGAGAAUGGGAGACGCUCUGGUGGAGAAGGACGUGAAUGUUGAUGCCGAGGAUGGGGACAGCGACGUCGAUGAUGUUAAAGAUGAGCAUGGGAAUGAGGGAUAG